Molecule: messenger RNA, 279 nt
Organism: Triticum turgidum subsp. durum (durum wheat)
Lineage: Eukaryota; Viridiplantae; Streptophyta; Magnoliopsida; Poales; Poaceae
Source: the annotation of a GenBank genome assembly
AUGGAAGUGCUGGAGGAGCAGAUCCGAUGGGCUUUGGUGGUGCAGCGCAGCGCGGAAACAACACAGGCCAUCGUGGACCUGUGUGGACUGAUGAGCGGGGAGUCUGCCGGUUAUAUUGCUUACUACGCUGACAACUUCAAUGGUACACGUCUGGAGCACGAUGUGCCACAGGUUGGUCUGCCGGCCAGGAGGAGGAGGAUGUUGUACGAGACUAUGGUGGCCAAAGGAAAUUCUGCUCCUCGUCAAGGAAUCGUGGAGCAAGUGACAAUGGAAGAGUAG